AUGAAGACUCAAUUAAUCCAAAUAAUUAUAUCUAUUUACCUUUUAAACGCCUCCAAUGCAUCACCUAAGACCUCAGCAGAGACUGGAAAUGAUAUUGAAAACUUUCUACUCAAUGGAAACUCGGUUAAAGAACUUUCGCCGAAACCCCCCAGCGAUGACAAAAAGGGCGACAAGUUCAUGGAGGACCUGAUUCAAGUACAGCGCACCUAUCGGGAUUUGAAGGAGAAAUGGCAGAGGAUGAUGAAGGAGAAGACGCAUGUUAUACAGAUGGCAAGCUCCACCACGACGGCUACUCCUCCUCCAUCUUCUCCAACGACGACGACUUCCAUUACGACGUCUUCUGAAAUCCAAGAAAUCGAUGUGGACGUCUUCGAGGCGCCAGACAAGUUUCAGGACAUCUCAGGAGGCGCUGAAUUUGAUGAUGAGGCAUUUGUGGAUAUUUCUGCCACGUCGUCACCUCCAAAAAUUUCCGAAUUGGACGAGAUUCAGACGGCUAUAAAGGAUGCGUUGGGUCCUAGCACGACAACUACAGUAACCUCUCCAGCUACAGUAUCACCUCCAGCUACAGUAACCCCUUCCACUACAGUAAACAGUAUUCAAAUGGACCAAACCCCCAUGACAAUUAGGAUGGAUCAGACUACACCUAAGAAUCAGCAGGUUCAAAGGAACCAACAAGCUCCAGAACUCACCAUGCUCAAUGUGCCACGUCAUCAUAAUCCUUCUGCCAGCGUCGCCACCCCAUGGAGACACCAUAUGGUACCAGAGGAUCUUGCCCAUGAUCCAUUCGAGGCUUCUCAACACACAACAUCAUCUGAAGCCCCCACGCCAUCUGAACCCUCCACGACUACCAAAAUCCCUCAGCACAUCCUUCCGACGUCUUCAUUCCACUCAUCUGGAGCUAAUCCUGACGCCCAGCCAGCCACAAACCUUUUUAGACACCCGGACCCUGUGAAAAUCCCAUUUUUUGAAAGCCGAGGGAUUCAGAUGAACCAGAAGACGACGUCAGCGCCAAUGAGACCGACGACGCCGGAAUCUUUUAGAAGUAGUGAGGAGAUUCAGAAUCUGGAAGACGUCAGGGAUUCAGAAGCUGACGUCAAGAAUUCAGAUGGCGUCAGGGAUUCAGAAGUCAACCUCAAGGAUUCAGACGACGUAAAAUCUCCAGAACUCCAAGAGAAACUAGAGGAAGUUGAAGCCUCUGACGAUGGCUUGACACUUUCUGAGGAUCUGGCGGAAAGUUCUGAUGACGUGGAAGAAGAGGUGGAUUCAGAAGACGUCCCAGAAGACGUGGAAGAAGACGUUGAAGUCUCCACGCCACGUGGCAUCGAGAACAGCGAGGACUAUGUGGAGGAGACGUUCAGCAAGGAGAUCAAUUCGACGUCUUCUGAAGUUUCUGGAGUCCCAGAAUCCGUUGAAACUGGAGAAGCGCCUCCAGAAGCUCCAGAAUUGACUGCAAUCGAGAAUUUCGGAGAUUUGGAUUCCCCACCAGGCUCCGCUCACCGACCGAAGGCAUUUGGCAGUGUGCCAAGCUUCCAGGGACCUCAAGGUUUGCCCACAGGACUCUCUGGAUCCUUUGGAUCGCCUCCUGGACCUCAAGCCCCGCCCACAUUUGGCAACGCUCCUUCUGGAUCUUCACUGGAAGGUUUAGGAUCAACUGUAUCCUUUGGCUCCCCACCUCAGGCCCCGCUCACUCCUGACCGCGCCGCUUCUGGAUCUUUUGGACCAGGACCAAGACCUUCUGGACCCUUUGGAUUGCCUCCAGGCCCUCACAUCCCGCCCACUUUCAACCACGCGCCUUCUGAACCGUCUAAUGAAGCUACAGGACUCUCCGGAUCCUUUGGGUCGCCUCGAGGACCUCAAGCUCCGCCCCCUGUUGACCACGCCUCUUCUGGACCGUCCAUGGAAGGUACUGGACACUUCGGCUCUCCACCAGGACCUCAAGCCCCGCCCACUUUUGGCCAGGCCUCUUCUGGAUCGUUUGGAUCAGGUCCAGGACCUCAAGCCCCGCUUCCUACACCUCAAGCCCCGCCCACUGUGCACCACGCCCCCUUGAGACCGGCCUUCGGCAUUGGACGAGCACCACCUGGCUUCUCCGAACCCAUCGGACCCACCCUACCACCUUCGGCCCGCCCACAAAAACCUGGAACACCGUACCCGACACUGGUAGAUCAAGUGGAGAACUUUUUCAACGAAGGAGAAGAAAUAGAAGAUACUGGAGCAUCUAGUGCUCUUGGAUCGUUUGGUUCGGCAGAGAAUGGGCAAAUUGAUGGCCAGAAAAUGCCGUUGGAUGUUCCAGUUUCACAAAAUAUUCAAGUUAUGGAUGACCCAAAAGUUCCGAACCAUAGGACAGCUUUGCAAAAUUCGCAAGUCGGAAUUUUCGGGACCAAACUACGAACUAUAAACGAGAGGGCUUAUAAACCGCCCAUGUUUCCGGCGUCGUUGAGCUCGGAGGUUGUGAAAAUGCACCAAUUGGGGAACCCAUAUGUUCAAAGGACUACAGUACCACCGAUUGGACCACAUGGGUUGAGAAUGGAAGUGAACAGUGUAGAUGAGGAGUUGCCGGCGUGGAAUGGAGUUGAAAAAAACCGAGGAAUCAUGAACAAGGCUCGGCGUGAGUACCAGAAGGAGUUUGAGCAGCAAGUCCGAGAUGUCCGAAUGAUCGAUGAGGAAAUAAAUAAAAUUUCGAAAAUCAAUGAUGAGGGUAGAUCAAAGAAUACAGCUCAGCGAUGCUCACAAGCCUAUGCUCAUACUUUGAGUCUCCCUCAAGUCCAAAAAAUGUCCAUGUCCCUCGGCCUUGGUGACGUGGCGAAUGUGAUUCAGAAGGCGUCAGAUUUGGUCGAACAUCAGGAGAAUGAUAUUGCUCAACUCGAACUAGACCUUGAGGAGAAGCGAAAACUAAUCGCGAAAAUCGAGAUUCUCCUCUCGCUUGCCGAAUCUAGAGCACUGCUAUUCGACUUGCUUAAUGAGCAAAAGAAGAUUGCUGAGAAAAUGGAGAAUCAUGCGUUGGAUUUGUUGCAGAAGAACAACUUCCGCCAACAUACCCCAUCUCCAUUCUCCGCUGCCAGUGAUAUUUCUGAACUAUCCUCAGCGGUUCAGCAAGUCCUUAACCUUCAAAAAGCCUCAGCUGCAUCGAAAAAAGGAUGGUCCAUGAUGAAAAGAAAGCUACACAAAAAGAGUAAAUUGCCGCUGAAAAUCGAAGUGAUUGAUCCGUCGGAUGUGGUGAUAAGGAAUAGUUUUAUCGAGUUUAACAAGAAGGCUGGACAUUUACAAGAGACUGCGGAAGUUGUCGAGCCCGUCCUCUCUGUUCCAUUCGUCUCCCAAAACGACCAAUUUGGCCGCCAACCAGUGGCCGUGGCCGUUCACAGAAGAACUAUUCCAAUGGCACCGCCCACAAUGAGUCCAACGAUUUUGGUCCGCCGACCCCGUCCAUCCCAACUAGCCGCCAUGCACCUACCAGUCAAAAAACCAUUAUCAGUUGCUUCGAAAAAUCAAGAAACCGAUACGGUCCAUGAACUGAUUGAUAUGCUUCAUGAGGAUAUUGUGAAACUACCGGCUGAGGAGGAGGAAAAAGUUUGUAAACGAGUUCAAUGUGAUUUUGAGAAAGCCGACCUCUGCAACUAUGAAUCAUCCCACGAUGAAACUACCAGAAGAUUCUGGAAAACCCAACACCACCAAAAACGACAAAAACGGGCGUCCCAAUUUCCGGAUGACUUGCUCGCGGAGCCCUCGAACAUUGCUGAUGACCUUCUACCAUAUACCUUCAGAGCAUGGAGCAUAUGGGCGGGGCGAAGAGCCGAGAAACAGAAGCAGAUUGAUAUUGGACCCACCUACUCCUCGCGAAACCUUCAUUUCGCUGCUGUCUUUCUGGAACCACAACAAGCUGGAAUCUUAUCAAUUCCUCUUAUCUUAUCACCAACUUCCACAAAAAUCAGAUUCCGAUUAUUUGAAGGAACUCGAGGAAUCAGAUUACGCAUCUGUUGCGACCGUUACUGUCCACUGGAGACUGAGCAAGGACUUUAUAGGGGUCAUAGGAAUUGGUUGAGGAAAACAGUGACGUGUCCGGCGAAUACGCAGACGCUUUCAUUCGAAUGCCUAAACGAUGGUCCGGAUCGUGGAGCAUGUGGAAUCGACGACAUUUUUGUGGACUCUCGAAGAUGUCACAAAUUUUUCAAUGGCUCGGAUCAGAAUUAA
Molecule: messenger RNA, 4188 nt
Organism: Caenorhabditis briggsae
Lineage: Eukaryota; Metazoa; Nematoda; Chromadorea; Rhabditida; Rhabditidae
Exons: 15
Coding region: 1-4188 (1395 amino acids)
Source: RefSeq, a predicted model, not a curated record